This is a messenger RNA of Eurypyga helias (sunbittern), 903 nucleotides long. It is a transcript of the gene CTSO, whose product is annotated as cathepsin O. The coding region runs from base 1 to 870 and encodes 289 amino acids. Gene Ontology annotation, molecular function: cysteine-type endopeptidase activity. The transcript has 8 exons. The record is from RefSeq and is a predicted model, not a curated record. NCBI's taxonomy places the organism in Eukaryota, Metazoa, Chordata, Aves, Eurypygiformes, Eurypygidae. Gene Ontology annotation, cellular component: lysosome.
AUGAGGCCCUCGUUAACGCGGAACGUGAAGCUGGUUUCUGUGUUUCGGGAAAGUGCUAAAAGGAUUAGAUUACUGAAUUCAUCAUCAAAAGAUAAUAUGACUGCUUUCUAUGGGAUAAAUCAGUUUUCUCACCUGUUUCCCGAAGAGUUCAAAGCUAUUUACUUAAGAAGCAUACCUCACAAACUUCCCAGAUACGUGAAAGUACCAAAGGGAAAGGAUAAACCUCUGCCAAAGAAGUUUGACUGGAGAGAUAAGAAAGUCAUUACAGAAGUGAGAAAUCAGCAAACAUGUGGAGGCUGCUGGGCUUUCAGCGUUGUGGGCAGCAUAGAGUCUGCCUAUGCAAUUAAAGGAAAUAACCUGGAAGAACUCAGCGUACAGCAGGUUAUUGACUGUUCGUACAAUAACUAUGGCUGCAGCGGGGGAUCCACUGUUAGUGCGCUGAGCUGGCUGAACCAGACAAAAGUCAAACUCGUGAGAGAUUCAGAAUAUGCUUUUAAAGCUCAGACAGGACUGUGCCAUUAUUUUGGUCUCUCAGAUUUUGGCGUUUCGAUAGCAGGAUUUGCUGCAUAUGACUUCAGUGGUCAGGAAGAAGAAAUGAUGCGGAUGCUUGUUAACUGGGGCCCUUUGGCUGUAACAGUAGAUGCGGUUAGCUGGCAGGAUUAUCUUGGUGGGAUCAUACAGUAUCACUGCUCCAGUGGAAGAGCAAAUCAUGCUGUUCUCAUCACCGGUUUUGACAGAACAGGUAGUAUCCCUUACUGGAUUGUACAGAACUCUUGGGGGCCUACGUGGGGAAUAGACGGCUAUGUUCGUGUUAAGAUAGGCGGCAAUGUCUGCGGUAUAGCAGAUACAGUUUCAUCAGUGUUUGUUUGACACUCACUGGACGAAGACCACCAUUAUCAUUUG